AUGACAAUGGCAGCAUCCAGCGAGUCCAAGCCGGUGUCCGACAUGGCCGCGGACGAGGUUAGUGGAGAACAUCACUAUCUCUGCCACCAGCUGACUGAAUUGCUGCAGCAGGAGCUGCAUACGAGCUACAGAGUCUUCGAUGUUGCCGAGCUUCUCGAGCGCGUGCUGUUGCACGUUCCAAAUCAAGAUCUUCUCAUCAGCGUGCCUCUAGUCUGCAAGUCUGCAAGGCGUGGAAGCAGAUGA
Cercospora beticola is the source of this 243-nucleotide messenger RNA. The record is from RefSeq and is a predicted model, not a curated record. NCBI's taxonomy places the organism in Eukaryota, Fungi, Ascomycota, Dothideomycetes, Mycosphaerellales, Mycosphaerellaceae.